AUGUACACCCAUGGAUACAGGAGUGAUCAGUGUGAAAAAAGCCCUGAGACUGGGUCUCCUACACAGAGCUGUGUCUACAACCUCCCCAAGAGGAACCUCAGCCUCUCUGAUGCUGGGACUUACUACUGUGCUGUGGCCACAUGUGGGGAGACACUGUUUGGGAACAGGACCAAGCUGGACAUUCAAUGUAAUUUCUUUCACUUAUUUUACCAAUUUACCAUUUCCAGAGUUUUAUAGCAUGCAUAAUUGGUAACCUGUAUUGUAAGAUAAAGUGUACUAUUACCUGAUAUUAUUCCAAUAAAACAUUUAUUGAAAAUGAACAGAUUGAAAUCAUCAAAUCCUUUGGUUUCAGAGUAUGAUUUUCCCAUGACUCUUACCGCUCUUGCACUGGUUGUGAUUGGGAUCAUUCUACUGUCAUGUGGGAUAUGCAAGGAAACGAACAGAGGACCUAGAGGUAUAGAAAGACUCGUCAUUUGCAUCUAACGUGCAUAUUAAUAGCUACUAAUCGACGUACUGUUAUGUUUCACAGUAAUGUUCGACGAUGUGUCCAUGUAAGAGGAAAAUAUACUGCUUCAAUAAGAUUGCUCGUAUACUGUACUUAAUGUCAUUUUUUUCCUUUCUGUUUUUAAUCUGAAGUGAUAGAUUACCAACCGCACCAGUCGAUCAGGUAAACUUGAACACAUAUUCUUCCCCAUUAUAAAUUAUUAGACUAUUAUUUUUAUUUUUAUUAUUAGAUACAUAGAUUAUUAUUUAUUUAUUUAUUUAUUAGUAGAUACAUUAUUAUAUUUUAACGAUCAGAGACCUGAUCUCUAAGUAAAAGGUUGCAUAAAAUGCCGAAAAAUUGGAAAAUAUCAUUUUAUCCUCACACUAUUGUGUUUAUCUUCUAUGAUCAAAUGUAAUGCAGCGAAGCUCACAAUACCUUUAAGGUAUACUAUAGUGUGACUAAAAGCCAAUGCUCCUGCCAAACGCAUGUGUUCUUCCGUUCAGUGAUCUACCUGGUGCAGUCAGAGGAGCGCCCCCUAUUGGUUAACAACCACCAACUCCAGCCAAUUGUUAUCCACACAAGGGGGGUGGAUAGAAUGCCCAAUAGAAUGAUUGAACCCAACUGUAAUGGGUGUCAUCACUGUGAAAACAGAUUUUUUUGUAUAUUUACUGUAAUCCAGAUCCUUUAUUUAAACGUUAUUACUUUAAAAUGGAAAAUAUACAGUAUGUUUCACAAACUUAAAAUGGUCAGUUCUGGGAACCUCUAUGAUGAUAAACUACAGUCUAUAACUAAUAUCUUAUCAUUCUCUUUCAAACCAAAUGAAAGAGUGGAAAAUCAGGGAUUGGUUGUAGGAAAAAAAACUGUCUGUGGUCAUUGUAUGCCUCUAUGGCUCUCACACCAUGUCCCGCCCCUAAUCAUAAAUCACUUUCUAAUAAAGAUGUAGUCCUUCCUUCAUGGACUGGCAGUGUAGAUCUAAACACAGAAUGGCACGCAUAUGUUUACCAGCUCUUGUCAUCUAUGGCUUGUGUAAGUUAUCUAAGUCAUUACGAGUUUAUGAUUCAUAGUUGAGACUAGGUUUAGGUAUAGUAAUGCAUGAGUGAACAGAAAGUUCUAUGUUUGGAAUUGUUUCUAAACCUUUGUCUUCUCUCUUUCAGAUCUGACCCCUGUUGUGUCGGUCUCUCCUCCUCCCUCAGUGGUGGUCCAUCCUGGAGAUAAUGUCACUUUGCAGUGCAUCAAUGUCACUGGAUCUCCAGGACACGUUGGCUGGUUCAAGCAAGUCAACUACUCAGAGCCCCUAGGCAUCGCGUCUAUGUACAGCUCUGAGUCAACUGUCCAGCAUCACAAUGGUUUUCAGUCCAGCCAUAUGGAAAUGUUUGUCAGCCAUAGAACAAUCUUCCUCAAAAUCACAGAGUUGGAUGUAGCUGAUUCUGGUCUUUACUUCUGUGGAACGUUCGAUAAAUACAUCAUCUUCACCAAUGUGACUGUCCUGAAGGUCCAAGGUAAUCUUUUCAACAACUUGUCUGCUAUGACUCCAAAUGCACUAACAUGUAUAUGAUGUAUCAGAGAUAUUAUUGAGAAAAUGUUGGAGAUAUAAUACUAUCGUACUACAGUGGGAAUAACAGUGGGAAUAUUUAUCUCUCCUAAUCUUCCAAAAGGUCAUAAAGAUUCUGAAAAGGACCUUAAAGAGCAUUGUGAAGAAGGUAUGUUUAUUCUGUUAUUUUAAGUGAGAAUCUUUCGUAAAUGAAUUUAUAUGAUGUACCAUGAAAGUACCACAGAAUAUAAAUAAAGUACAACAGCGUCUUAUAGCAACCUAGCCAUAGAAUACUUGUUAUUUCAGUUGCUGAUCCACAGAUGAGAAUCCUGGUCCUUCUCUCCAUCAUAAGAACUGGAGUUCUCCUCUGCUGUCUGACCAGCUUCAUCAUCAUCUACACCACCAGGAAAUAA
Molecule: messenger RNA, 2428 nt
Organism: Coregonus sp. 'balchen'
Lineage: Eukaryota; Metazoa; Chordata; Actinopteri; Salmoniformes; Salmonidae
Source: the annotation of a GenBank genome assembly